Messenger RNA from Perca fluviatilis (European perch), 1743 nucleotides. RefSeq names its product B-cell receptor-associated protein 29-like. The transcript is spliced from 8 exons. Gene Ontology annotation, cellular component: endoplasmic reticulum; endoplasmic reticulum membrane. Gene Ontology annotation, biological process: endoplasmic reticulum to Golgi vesicle-mediated transport; intracellular protein transport. Bases 236 to 946 code for a protein of 236 amino acids. NCBI's taxonomy places the organism in Eukaryota, Metazoa, Chordata, Actinopteri, Perciformes, Percidae. The record is from RefSeq and is a predicted model, not a curated record.
CUUGCACUCAUUCAGUAGACUGAAAACAAAGCUUUUGGUUAGUUUGUUCAGUCAGGUUAUGAUCUUAAACAAUUCCAAAGCAGCUGACCGAUGUCAACUAGCCAGCAGAGUUUUAUUUAUGGCUGUAGCUCCUCAGAUGCUCACCAGCAGCUGUUGUGAAUGUGUGUGAGCGCAUGCGUGUCUGGACUUUCUCAUUCUUCUGACCGUACAACUUUGUCUGGAAAUCACAGUCACAAUGACUCUCCAGUGGACAGCUGUGGCUUUCUUCCUCUAUGCAGAGAUAGUAGUCAAUCUCAUCUUGUGUAUACCCUUCAUAUCAGCACGGAGGUGGCGUUCGGUUUUCAGCUGGAGAAUAUGGAACUGGUUAUCUCCAUAUUGGAACAAGUGCUUCGUUACUAUGAUCAUGGUUCUUAUUGUUCUUUUCCUUGAUGCUGUCCGUGAAGUGCAGAAGUACUCAGGUCCUGAGCCCAUGCACGACGCCAAGGUGAACCCAAAUUUGUACGACAAUGUCCACAUGAAGCUGUUCAGAGCCCAGAGGAACCUCUACAUAUCUGGCUUCUCUCUCUUCCUCUGGCUUAUCAUGCGUCGGAUUGUCACCUUGCUAAACCAGGUUGCUAUCACCGUGGAGAACAGUUCAGGUCUUCAGGCACAAAUGGACAGUGCUGUCAAAGCAGCCAAGAAGCAUCAGGAUGACAACUUGAUGCUCAAACAAGCUCUCCUGGAUGAGGAACAAUCCACGUCAGCAAAAACCCAGCAAAUGAAGCUGGAGGCUGACAAGUUGGCGGAUCAAGUGAAAGCUGCUGAGGAGGCUGUACGCAAGUCUCAUGCUGAAGUGGAGGCCAUGAGGAGGCAGGCCAAAGGUCUGGCACAUGAGUAUGACAGACUAUUGAGGGAACACCAUCAACUCCAGAAUCUCCAGAGUCCUGCAGACAAAAAGGAUCAAUAACCACAGGAACACUGAUUUCUUCUGUACAUGAAUACCUUUUCUUAUUAUUACACUACAACUGUGUGCUGUAUGCAGUAUGCCACUAGAGGCAAUGUUUGUAUUAUAUUUUACAACUUUAAUUUUCUUUUGAAGUUUGAACCGAGGCACGUUUUUUAAUUGAUGGGAUUAACGGUAGGCUACAGUAUAUCUGAUAAACAGGAGCAUGCUGACAUCUUCUUACUAAAGUCUUUAUCAUGAACAUAAAACAUUUGCAUGUUACUCUACUAUUAGUUAAAGUGUACAAAUGAAUUGAAAGCUAACAUUUAAUAUUAAUACCUGAUAACCAACAACAACAAAGAAAUGCAUUAUUUUAUGCAAAAUUUGAUGUCACUUGCAUACACCAGACCACCGCAAUAGUCUUCCUGUAAGCACAUAAUGACUAAUGCAUACAUGCUGUACAUUAAGUCAUUGAAUUGUUUUAUAUGCAUUUUUUCAGAUAGUAAAGAUAGAAAGUGGGGAGAGAAAGAGGGGAUGACAUGCAGCAAAUGGCCACAGGUCGGAUUUAAACAGACAAAAGCAAAAGCCACACAAAAGCCGUUUCAUUUGUUCAAUGAGAGAGUGCACUUGACUUGAUGUGUUCAUGAUCAACAUCUCUGUUCAAAUUCUUAAAAAACUGUUCUCAGCAUCCUGGAAUGGUAGAUCUACAAUCAAACCCAACAAUUUAGAGUUGGCUCGACUAUUCUUGACACUUUGUAAUUAGUUGACAGUUUGAUUGGUGUAUGAAAAAUGCAGGACAAAUAAACACAUAUGAACCCAGA